Messenger RNA from Oreochromis aureus, 1781 nucleotides. Its product is annotated as CD226 antigen-like. The transcript has 2 exons. NCBI's taxonomy places the organism in Eukaryota, Metazoa, Chordata, Actinopteri, Cichliformes, Cichlidae. The coding region runs from base 1173 to 1700 and encodes 175 amino acids. The record is from RefSeq and is a predicted model, not a curated record.
UGCAAUUACACUUUUUCAACUUCAUAUUUAAGCUUGAAACUGACAGUUAUGCAAUAUAAUGAAGUAAAUGGAGAAUAAACAAAGUACGUAUGCUUAAAUUUAAAGAGAAUUUGAAUAGUUUUCUUCACAAUCUCUUAGCAAAGGUUCUAUCCUGUGAAAUACAACUUUUUAAAAAACCUUUAUACUAAUAGGUAAUACGUAUAAUAUAUAUUAGUGCUGUCAAACAAUUACAAUUUUUGGUACAUGGCAACCAUCAUGACUCUCCACCAGGCCUACUAAAGACAUGAACAUGAAAAUAUGAAAUGCACUUCACACCCCUGUAAAUUAAAGAAAAAAAUGAAAUCAACACUACUUGAGCCAUUGUAUUUACAGAGAGUGACAGGAUUGAAAAUGAUUAAAUGAAGCUGUUUUUGUUAUUUAUAUAUACACAAUGCACUGUGCUCAGAAAAGAGUUUUAAGUUUUUAGCCUCAAAAGCCUCAUUCAGUGGUAUGUCUACACUGAAACAUUGUUUGUUGACAUAGUAGUGCAGAGGGUUUUGCUACAUGCUUACACACUGAUAAUGGUUAGAAAGAUAUUUUCUGGGUCCCGAACCAGAUAUAUAGAUUUAGUAGUAGGAUCACAUUCAGAGGUGAUGUGAGGCAGGCUGUUGUGUUCACAUCAAGGUCCAGCGCUGUAACUUGUAAUUUCAACUGUUGAAGCAAAUACAUUUUUUUAAACGACAAAUAUUUUUAUUGUACUUCCUUCUUAAAAAAUCUUCACAUGACAAGAGAAAAAAAUGACACACAUGCAAUCUCUAGCAAAAUCAUAAUCUUAUUGGAAAAUGUAAUGACUACAUGUGGGUAAAUACCCUCAACAUAUAAAAGCAAAUGAAUACCAGUCUCACCUCACUAUGGAAACUCCCUGAUGUUUGUUUGUCGGUGCGUCAUUAGAUUUGGCACGGUUUUUGGAACCGCCACAAACUUCACAGUGAACAUUAACCAAUCCCUCACCAAGAGACAGAGAGAGCUGCCAGAAAACAAAAAACAAAAAACAAAAAACAAAAACACUCACCUGAUGUCACACUGACACUUAGUCUUGUCAGGUUUGAAUCACGGUUGUUCUGUCCUUCUUGGGAAAAACAAAACGAUUGGAAAUCGUUUAUUUGGAAAUUAGUUGAGCAGAAGUGAAUAAAAUGCCUGCUGGGACAUCUGCGUCUCUCUGCUGGAUUCUACUCUCUGUCUGCCUCCUGUUUGCCUCUACAGAUGGGAAAAUCAUCAAAGCUGAGCCUGGACAGAACGUCACUCUGCCAUGUCAAACCCCGCAUAUCAGCGUCCCCAUCAGAACUGUGGAGUGGUUCAGACUUGACCUCCAGGAAGGACAUGUCCUCAUGUACCAGGAUGAGCAGUUUAUUUCAUUGAACCAGCUUCCAUCGUUUGUGAACCGGGUGGAUCUGCAGGACAGACAGAUGAAGGACGGAGACGUGUCUUUGAUUCUGAAGGAUGUGACGAGUGACGACACUGGAACAUUUCAGUGUUACGUUGUCCAGAGAGGAACAAAUGGCAGGAAAAGUAUUGUUGAUCAUAUCAGCACCAUCUACCUGAGAGUUGUAGGUAGCAGCGAUGGACAUCCAGCGAUGCGUUGUAGACGUUUAACACAAUUACAAUUGAAUCUUUUAGCGUAUUUCUCUUUUUUACUUAAAACCAUUGUUAAGGAGAUUUAAAAAAAAAAAAUAAAGUAAGUUUUUAUUGUCUUUUUCGUUAUUAUUUUGCUGUAAAAGGUAAUAAUGCCAAUGAAGUCCUUA